AGGCGAUCCGUGCUAGCCACCGCGAGGCCGCCGAGAUGCUGCGCCGCCGGGAUGGCGAGCUCGCUGACACGAAGGCGCAGCUGCAGGCCUUGGCUUCCGAGCUGGAGGCAGAGAACUCACAGCACCAGCAGACGCGGGCGGAGCUCGAGGCCCAGCAGCGUUCGCACGCGGCCCGGGAGGCGAAUCUUCUGGCCGACCUGGCGCAGGCCACCGUGGCAGCAGAGAACGCCGCGGAGGAAGAAAAGCAGCUGCAGGCCCAGCUGGAGCGAGCGCGCGCCGACGUCGAGGCGCAGCGCGCCGAGAGGGCGUCAGUAUCGGCAGCUGCGCAGGCGCGUGAGAGCGAGAUGGAGGAGAAGCUUGCAAGCGCCGCCCAGCGCGAGCAAGGGCUUCGAGCCGAGCUGGAGGCUGCCAGGGCGGAGAUUGCAGAGGUCGAGCUGAGGUUGCAGAAGCGGGAAAGACGGAAGUGCUGCUUCGGCUUCCGGAGGACGCGGCCUUUUUGGAACACGAGGAGGGGGUCGAGGAGGCCGACAAGGCCGAGAAGGAGGAGAAUGGCAACAUUGGGGGCACAAGCAGUCAUCGCGAGACCGUAGACGGUAGUUCGAGCAAUCGUUCCACCUCCUCUUAGACAGCGGUUCCAAAAUGCGAGGUCGAUCGGUCAAUCGAUGAAUUAUGAUGAUGGUACUGAUGAUGAUGAUGGUCAGGAUUAUGCGGUAAUGUCAAGGAAGAGGAUGACGAUCCACGGAUGUAGCGGGGUUUCCAGUUGCGCUGUCGCGCGGAUCCGCC
This is a messenger RNA of Prorocentrum cordatum, 783 nucleotides long. The record is from the annotation of a GenBank genome assembly. Lineage: Eukaryota; Dinophyceae; Prorocentrales; Prorocentraceae.